AUGGGUCGUGUGCGUGGCGUGGUCCUCAUUACCGGAGCAAAUCGUGGUGUUGGCUAUGAGCUCACUAGAACACUCUUACUCAAUGAUGCUAUUACACGAGUAUACACCGGCUGUCGGAAUAGUGAACGAGCUGAGCGCUUACAGUCCCUCCAUGACCCGCACAAGAAGUUGAGGAUUGUUGAAUUGGAUGUAUCCAAAGACUGGAGUAUUAAAAGCGCAGUCGCAGCCAUUGUACAGGAAAGCGGACACAUCAAUUUAUUAAUCAACAAUGCAGCUAUACUUGAAAAGGACCACAAAGCAGGAAUUCCAGACGGUGAACGUGCAGCUUGGCUCCGCCACUUCGAUAUUAAUGUCGUUUCUCCCGCUAUGGUGAUACAAGAGUGCCUUCCACUGUUACGCAAGUCUAUAUCCAAAGGGGAAACGGCUACAAUCGUGAAUAUAUCUGGUCGCAAAGGGUCAAUAGAGCUAUGUCCUGGAACAGAGAGUGUACACGGAAAUUAUGCAUACAUGUGUAGCAAGACUGCCAUAAAUCAUCUCACAAGACUGAUGUCUAUAGAACAUCCUGAUCUGCUCACAGUAGCCAUGUGUCCCGGCUGGAACAGAACCGACAUGGGUGGACCAAAUGGCAAGAAGGACCCCUCGGAAACGGCGCCGCGGCUUUUGUCAACUGUGAACGGGAUGACGAUAGAAGAGCAUUCGGGGAAGUUUUGGGAUCGCAAAGGUCGACCGAUACCGUAUUGA
Molecule: messenger RNA, 741 nt
Organism: Haemonchus placei
Lineage: Eukaryota; Metazoa; Nematoda; Chromadorea; Rhabditida; Trichostrongylidae
Source: the annotation of a GenBank genome assembly